Molecule: messenger RNA, 1621 nt
Organism: Salvia splendens (bonfire salvia)
Lineage: Eukaryota; Viridiplantae; Streptophyta; Magnoliopsida; Lamiales; Lamiaceae
Product: cytochrome P450 71A6-like
Exons: 3
Coding region: 49-1563 (504 amino acids)
Molecular function (GO): heme binding; monooxygenase activity; iron ion binding
Source: RefSeq, a predicted model, not a curated record
UAUAUCACCACAUUCAACAUUGCUUUUCUCUCACUAGCUAACGAGAUAAUGGUGUCUCUCUCACUCUUAUCCAUUGCGCUUCUCACCACACCUCUCUUCCUCUUCUUCUUCCUCCGCAGAUGGCGCCGCCGUCACGCCCCAACAUCCCGGAGAAACCCGCCGCCGUCCCCGCCCAAGCUUCCGGUGCUCGGAAACCUCCACCAGAUGGGCCCAUUCCCCCACAGAGCGCUCCACUCAUUCUCCCACCGCUACGGCCCGCUCAUGCUCCUCCACUUCGGCCGCGUGCCCGUCCUUGUAGCCUCCUCGGCCGAGGCAGCGCGUGAGAUCAUGAAAACACAGGACCUGACCUUCUCGAACCGGCCCAGGUUAAACAUCCCGGGAAGGCUCCUCUACAACUAUAAAGACGUGGCGUUUGCUCCCUACGGCGAGUAUUGGCGCCGGACCCGCAGCAUCUGCGUGCUCCAGCUGCUCAGCGCCAAAAGGGUUCAGUCCUACCGCCGCCUCAGAGAGGAGGAGACGUCGCUCAUGGUCGAGAACAUUGCGCGGCUCGGAUCUUCAUCGGCGGUUGUCAACUUGAGCGAUGCGUUGAUGUCGUUGACGAAUGAUAUAAUUUGUAGGGUAGCGUUAGGGAAGAAGCACGGCGGAGGAAGAAAUUUCAGGGAACUUUUAGCGGAGUUUGAGGAGUUGAUAGGUGUGUCUCCUCUGUGGGAGUACGUACCAUGGUUGAAUUGGACUAGACGGUUCGAUAGUUUGGACCGAAGAAUCGACAGAGUUACUAAUGCGUUUGAUGAGUUUUUGGAGAUUGUGAUUCAAGAACACAGAAAUCGAGAGGAGAGAGAGGAUAUCGAUGAUGGUGGAUUUGAUUUUGUGGACAUAUUACUGAAAUUUCAAAGAGACAAUCAACAUAGCUCUCCUGUUGAAGAUGAUGCUAUCAAAGCUGUUAUCUUGAACAUGUUUGUUGCUGGAACCGAUACAUCAGCAACAACUAUAGAGUGGACAAUGGUGGAGCUGAUACGGAAUCCAAGAACCAUGAAAACUCUGCAAAACGAAGUAAGAAAGGUUGUCGAAAGCAAGGGGAUAAUAGAAGAGGACGACAUAGAAAAAAUGCCUUAUCUAAAAGCGGUGAUCAAGGAGAGUCUAAGGCUGCAUUUACCCGUCCCAUUACUAAUCCCUCGAGAAUCAACUCACGACACAAAAGUACAAGGCUACGACGUUGCAUCUGGCACGCGUGUACUUAUCAAUGCUUGGGCAAUUUCUAGGGAUCCGUGCCUAUGGGAAAAACCUGAAGAAUUUUAUGCGGAGAGGUUCCUUGAUACGAGCAUAGACUACAAAGGUCUGAAUUUUGAGUUGAUCCCGUUUGGAGCUGGCCGGAGGGGCUGUCCCGGGAUUACUUUUGCAGUGGCUAUUGUUGAGCUUGCUAUUGCCAAGUUGGUGCACAAGUUCGACUUCGGAUUGCCCGAUGAAUUGAUUGAAAAGGGGUUGGAUAUGAAUGAAACUAGUGGAUUAACAAUCCGGAAAAAAAAUCCUUUGCUUGUAAUAGCCACUCCACAUACUAGUGGGUGAGAACAAUGGGUAUACAAUUGUACAUCCUAAUAUCAAAAUAUUAUUUUCUUAAAAGUAA